Nothoprocta perdicaria is the source of this 827-nucleotide messenger RNA. RefSeq names its product coiled-coil-helix-coiled-coil-helix domain containing 5 (gene CHCHD5). NCBI's taxonomy places the organism in Eukaryota, Metazoa, Chordata, Aves, Tinamiformes, Tinamidae. The transcript has 2 exons. Bases 1 to 210 code for a protein of 69 amino acids. The record is from RefSeq and is a predicted model, not a curated record.
AUGGAGGGCUGGGGUCUCUGGGCCUGUCGGGAGGCUGGGCCCCCCCACCUCCCCGGCAGCCCCAUCGUGCGGCAGAUCCGGCAGGACUGCGCCGAGCCCUUCGCCGCCUUCGAGCGCUGCCUCCACGAGAACCAGGCGGCCGUGGGCAACUGCACCGAGCACGUGAACCGCUUCCUGCUGUGCGCCGAGCGCGUGAAGCCCUCGGCCUGAGGCGGCCGGAGCCCUCGUGCCCCUUCCCCGGGCCGCAUCCUGGGAGCCGAGCGGCUGGAGYGGGCACGCAGACCUCUGUUCCUGCGUUCCUGCCCUCCUCCUUGACGCCUUGUUUGCAGAAAUCCUGCCCUCGUUGCCUCACAAAACGGGACAGAAUGCGCGCACCGCUCCAGGUGUGGCAAGCCACGGACAUGGAUUGUCAGCCAAGUGGUUCCUGUGUAGGUGGAACGGGGGAAAAGGCAGCGCCUUUUUCUCUCCAAGGGUGCUCGAAGGCAACUGCUUGGUCUUUUUUAGCGCUGGCUUGGGCUAAAUUGGUGAAUUGCGCUGSGUGAAAGCCGUCGUGUCGACUUCGAGUCGUGAUUUUCGCCCAGCUCUGCUAACCGAGCGRUUUUGGACAGCCAUACGUGCGGAGUGGCUGUUGAAAUAGGUCACCCUGUAACACUCGGCGCUGCUGAAUGUCUUGCGAACUUCUAUAGCGCAAUGUUAACGUAAAGAACGUGUUACUAAGUGUAUGGAAAUGGCCUGAAUGUGACAGGCUUCCACGUGCCUUGUAAUUAGGGUGCUGCACGCACCCAAAGUCUACCUGAUUCUUUUAUUUGUGCUGUUUUUGUCAUAGG